Penicillium cinerascens is the source of this 2421-nucleotide messenger RNA. RefSeq lists its product as uncharacterized. The record is from RefSeq and is a predicted model, not a curated record. The transcript is spliced from 3 exons. The coding region runs from base 1 to 2421 and encodes 806 amino acids. NCBI's taxonomy places the organism in Eukaryota, Fungi, Ascomycota, Eurotiomycetes, Eurotiales, Aspergillaceae.
AUGUCUUCCGAACCCUCGGGGGAGUAUGAGACGGAAGAGUUGCCGAGUCGAGCUGCCCUCGGCAAACUCACUUCACCUGCAACUCAUCUCCUUGAAUCUGAUCAUCGUCCUUCUCAAGAUGCCAACUCUGCCGUAUCGAUACCUGCCGUAUCUGAACUGCAAGCCACUGGGACUGGUAAUGAAAUCGUCGGAGAAGGGAACCGAAAACUUGAUUAUGAAUGUCUGCCAGAAUGUCUGGAUACAUCGUACAGCAGCAGUGGCGAUGACGACGGCGCUGAAGGGCCUGCAACACCACAGACCUCGGCGGAUGCUAUUUGCGUAGCCAUACGUGAUCUGACCGCCACGAACACUUUUGCUGGAAGCCCUAUCCAGUCGAGCAGGACUGCCGAGUACGAAGAGCAAUAUCCAAAGCGUGCGGAUAGAUGGGAGGCCCUUGCAUGGGCAGUAAGUGACUCGAGCGAAGAACAUCCGUUUUCUGAUCACCACAUAUUGUCUGCAAGUAGCUCAUCGGAGGAAGAGAGUCUCGAAGAGGCCUGGAACAUGGAAGAUGUCGUCGAGCUCGCCGCGAGUGACCAAGGCGAAGGGAGCUCGGGGUCUGAUGACCACGCCGGAUCGGAAAGCAGCGAGGGACUGAAAAGCCAAGCUUCAUAUACCUCGCCCAAGCAAACCAGAGUGGACUUCGCCCAGUUUGAUGGUUUCCGCGAACACUUCCAGGGCCACUACCGGGAUGACGACGAGGAGUUCUUCCCAUACGACAUUUCCGAGGCAAUCUCCGAGGACGACGCUUGGGCUGAGUACUUCGAAAACACCGGUGAUUAUGAAGUAGAGCUGGCAGGACUGGAAGGCCCCUAUGACCAACUGAGAGCUCAUCGCACAACACUUGCAACCCCCAAUCGCCCCUCGCCAGCAGGCUUCCAUAUCACUUCCCUUUCUCGCAGUGCUUCCUUCCCUGCCUUCCCACAAACCUCAUACACGGUAAAUGCGUGCAAAGAAGAGGCCGAAGACAAGUCCGCAGAAACUCCCAUCUGUCAUUCUGAUCACAGACGUCGUGUUUCCGACACUGAAGUCACCUACAUCAAUUUAAGUGAGCGAUACCGACGCCCCUCGCCCACGCCAUCCUACGGCAUGCCUCACCCACGCUUCCCACCCGGCCUAACUGAGACGCCCGAGGUGAUCCGCCAUGAGCGGUACCAGCCUCGUCCUGGAAAAUGUCAUCACGAUUCGGUCCUGCGAUUCUGGACCGAUGAAUCAGCCCCAGACCGGGUCUGUGAUAUUUGUGGCCGCUUUGCUCGAUACUUAUGGGCCUGCAACUCCGACACGGAUGACUGGUCAAAGGUUCCGCCACAAACCGAGGUUCCCGUGCACACCGCUGGUCCUGAUACCAGCAUCCUGGCAGAGUGGAUGCAAAAGGCCAUUGCCAAGGGUGAUUAUACCUUGGAGCAGGUGCAGAAGCUCGCGGACCAGAAGAAGCAGGUCCUCAAAUGCGCAGCCAAAGAUCGCGCCGCACAGGCAUCCCGCGAUGGACAACCUUCGACAGCGGGGGAACAAGGUACGGCUCAGGCAUGGUUCGAGCAAGAAGUCGACAAAGAAAGUCGACCUAACGACGGUGUGCCGGACGAUCCUUCCAAUGGCGGCCCUUGCAGAAUGAUGUUCUGUGGCCAAUGCCACGGGAAUUUCGUCGACCGUUCAUUCGGCCACAUCGACCGGGUCGUCAACGAACCAUACGUCGAGCCGCCCAAAAUCCCCGAAUACCUGUGCCGUCCGAUCUCCGACGCCGCCAUCCUGAGAGAGAUGCGCCCGAUGCACUGGGUGCGCGGGUAUGCAUUCGGCCUUUGGUGGCAGGAGCACAGGUACUCGUCCGGUCAGGAUAUGACCCCGGUGCUCCGUCUAGCCCAUAAUAAGGGCUGGACGGAGAACCAGUUCAAACUCACCACCUGGUGGGUUUACUGGCAGCGCCGGUCGGAUCGCGAAGUUGAUGCGCGGAUCAGAUGGCUCGAGGGACGUACCCUCGAACAAAUGUCAUCUUUCAGUCAGUCUAUCGCUGACUCUCGUUUCAUUAUUCCUCGUUCCGGUGAGCGAAGCCGCUCUCAGAUGGCAAGGGUCCUAGACCCUGUGCUGUCUAUCAGUCGGCAUCCGAUCUGGGAAGAGGACGAGAGUCAGGAAGGACCGGUGACCUCCCCUGGCUGGGACUACUCCCUCGGGCACCGCUGGCAAGCAUUGAGCCAGGCGGAGCACAGGGAGCUAACGCGGCUUUUCAUUGAGCAGCGAGACACGCUGGCGGGCCAGCGUGUCUCGACCAACUGCUCCGCCGCUCCCACCCUGGAGGCCGGUUCUUCCCAGGAACCAACCCAAGAGACCGCGCUCUCUCAGCAGGCCGACGACGAUUUCGACAGCCUGUAUGACGCAUCCGACAGAGAGUGA